Molecule: messenger RNA, 2660 nt
Organism: Pseudoliparis swirei
Lineage: Eukaryota; Metazoa; Chordata; Actinopteri; Perciformes; Liparidae
Product: signal recognition particle receptor subunit alpha-like
Exons: 3
Coding region: 2153-2506 (117 amino acids)
Biological process (GO): SRP-dependent cotranslational protein targeting to membrane
Cellular component (GO): endoplasmic reticulum membrane
Molecular function (GO): GTP binding; GTPase activity; signal recognition particle binding
Source: RefSeq, a predicted model, not a curated record
UGUGGAAAUGCCACACACGUCGUGACAUGUAGCGCCCUGGUGUCUGGGUUCAUAACGUCACCCGCAGGCGCACUCAGCUCCGUGAAUGUCUCCGACUACGUGAAUGACUUCCGCAUCCAGCGCCACGUGAGCAGCAGCAGCCAAUUAGAUUCAUCAACAGAGGAGCAGCUCAGCGCUGAUUGGCUCUCACUACGCAGCGUUCCGUCUCUCCUCUUCCUCCACUCCGCUCUUGUUUCUCCUGCGCGGCUCUGCGCUCAAAUCAACUUUGUUUAUACUCCGUGAUUUAUUGAGCGCCGUAAUAAUCGCGCGACACAACGAAUCGAUAAUGAAAUUCGUUGCCAACUAUUUUAAUAAUCGAUUUUUAUCGAUUUUAUCGAUUCGUUGUUGCAGCCCUAGCGCACUUCUAUUUUUUCUUACUUUAUCAAGUUCAGUCAACUUGACAUUUGUGAUUCUUGAUUUUUGUUUUUACGCAGGCACGGCUUUCUUUUUCUCUUUUAACGGAGACACCAUCUGCUUCUAAGAAGUGCCACAUGUUUCUUUCCUGAUUUUUUAAAAUGAAUGCUGUAUUAUCCUCCGGCUUCCCUCCCUCCCAAAAUAACAACAGACAUUUAGCCCCACGUUAAAAGAGCCUCGCUAAUCGGCUCUUUUGUGGCGAGUCAACGUUGGACCAUUAACAUUUUGAUGACUCUCUAAAGGGACGGAUGUUAUAUGAGGCCUUUUGUUGUUGUUGUCGUUGUUGUAACAACUUCCCUACCGGAUGACACAUGAUGAAGUAUAGUCGUUGAAAAAGAAAUAUAUAUAUAUAUAUAUAUGUAUGGCAGGAAUUUUUUUUUAAUUGGAGGGACACCAUAUGCUAAAUGUGAAGUUGUCAUUUUCACUUUUUAUGCGGAGUACACAACAGCUGUUUAAACGUGGUAAUUAGUGAGCAUCACAGGUGCAGGGAGGCUGACUGUUACCAUUGGUCAGAGCCUUCGCUGUAAGAAAAGUACGUAGAUUUUACAAUGAAAAACCGUUAAAUCACUACACUAAGAUACCGUGAAUUGACAAUAGGUUAUAUUCCGUUUUUACCACAUUGAAACACUAUAAAUAUAUAUUCCAGCCAAAACAGUAAAUUAAGCUUGUAUUUCUUGUAAAAUAUACAGUUUGUUGUUAUUAAUUGUACCAAACAUUGCACUGAUAACGGAAAUACGUCGUAAUAUGAACAACAAUCCAUACCGUAAUUUUUACAUUCAUAACUUUUUUUAAAUACAUUUUUAUCACCGUUAAAUGUACAAACCACCGGGCUCAGAACGGACAUAACCUGAAGAUCUAUUUUGGAUGUGAUGUCUUCUUUCCUGCGGCUCAUCUCUAAUCCUUUUCACUCGUCUUUGUGUUACUUUCAAGUAAAUGCAUGUGGAGGUAUCGCCAAACUUAAAAAUCGGUAUCCCAGCGAUCUAUAUUUACCUGCCUCUUGUUUAACCCUCCUGUUACCUUUCGGGUCAAUUUGACCCCAUUCAAUGUUUCAUGUCGGUGUUCCUUGGGGUCAAUUUGACCCCAGGCUGUUUUUCACUGUCAAACAUAUAAGAAAUAUCAACUUUUUUAUAUAUUUAAAGGGCUAUUUAGGUAGUCAACAAACAAACACAAAGUACCUCACACUUAAACUUGGGAAACAAUAUUAAUUCUAAUAAUUUUCUGGAGGUUUUAAUUGCUGGGGUCAAAUUGACCCCGAGGCUAAAAUAUGUUAGUAAAUGUGAAGGUAACAGGAGGAUUAAGUGGUAAUCUUUAAGCUUUCAGUCCUGGUUUCUUUAGAAUUCUGACCAGUGUGCAUACUUCCAUCUUUUGGAGACAGACUGUCCAGCAUUUGUUCCCCGGGUCUGUUUUCACACACACACACACACACACACACACACACACACACACACACACACACAGUUAUUAAUAGCGCAAAUCUAUCAAUAUUGCAAUACUUUAAUGAGUGGUCCACAGGCUCAAUCACCAUUACGUAGAUAAAAGUAGCAGUUUCAAUCCAAAGAUAGUCUUUGUUAUGUUUGGGGUUUUAUUAUUUUAUGAUACUCAGGUUUUGAAAACAGACGCCACUUUUGGGCCUUGGUUGGUUCUCAGGUGACACGGCCCUGGUCAAAGACGUGUCCAGACAGUCAGGCUGUAUGACCUCAUGGGUCCUGUGACUAAUGCCCGACUGAACUCGCUGCAUCCCCCGGAGCGCCACGAGGGCCGCCCGGUCGUCCAGCUCUACGAGAAGGGCUACGGGAAGGAUGCGGCCGGAAUCGCCACGGAGGCCAUCGCCUACGCCCGCAACCAGGCCUUCGACGUGGUGCUGGUGGACACGGCCGGGCGCAUGCAGGACAACGCUCCCCUCAUGACGGUGUUAAGAGAGACGACGUCGAGGUCGGAACGUCACUGCAUGCGCUGCUCGGCCUUCAGGAAGACGGAUCACUGGUUCUGGUCACAGGAUGCACAUGCAGGGCUUCUCUCUUUCUUUCAGAUCCAGGCUUCGCUGUGUGGAUGACGCGAACAGCCCUGGACCUGCUUGACAUUGGGAUUCAUGGUGCACCCAUUCUGGGUGGAGGGUUUGAACUUGUCAAAGUACCGAUGGGUGAUGUGAGGUUAAAACAAUAAACACAAAAGGUAAUAAUAAAGAAUAUAUCAAAGAAAAACAGAAA